Thelazia callipaeda (thelaziosis nematode) is the source of this 1374-nucleotide messenger RNA. The record is from the annotation of a GenBank genome assembly. Lineage: Eukaryota; Metazoa; Nematoda; Chromadorea; Rhabditida; Thelaziidae.
AUGGGCGUCACAAGCAUGUGGGAUUAUGUGCAGAAAUUCAUGCAACCUGUAAACAUAUCGGUGUUGCGCAACAAACGCAUCGCAAUAGAUGGUCAUAUUUGGUUAUGCGAAGUCUUACGCGGUUCAGUAGCUCAUUGUUCGACUGCUCGAAAACCCUAUUUGAGCACGUUUUACACUCGAUGCCGAAGUUUGAUGGAAGAAGGUGUUGAACCAAUUGUCGUUUUCGAUGGAAUUGAUGAAGGAGAUCGGGCAAAUAUGGAUUAUAGUACUACUUCUAUAAAGAAGGUUAGGAAACGAGGGAACAAGUAUUGGUCUGCAGAAUUGAAACAAGAAAUGUUACCAAAAAUUGAAGAAAUAAAAAUUCUUCUGAAUUCGAUGGGAGUCCGCUGGAUGGAAAGCAAGCUGGAGGGUGAGGCACAGUGUGCACAACUUGAACAACGAGGUCUGGUACAUGGUUGCAUCACUCGAGAUUUUGACUACAUUCUUUUUGGUGGGAACAAUCUUUACCAGAUUGAAUUUGGGUUCAAUGGCAAAGUACAAAAUGAUAUAUUUCAUCUAUCUAUGGAUUACUUGGAUGAAACAUUGUGUCUAAAUAGGUCUUGUCUUAUCGCUAUGACAAUCAUGAUUGGUUGUGAUUAUGCUCAGAAAGGAAUACCAGGUGUUGGUCUGAUCACGGCAUUAGAAAUCGUUUCUGAAUUUUAUCUCAUGAAACACGAUCAUCCUCAAGUUAUUUUAGAUAGAUUCAAGUCUUACACGACAGAUGUGCUUCCUGUUCGUGAUUAUGAUAGCAAUGUCAAAAGGAAGUUGCGACUUAGUGUUACCAAGAAUUCCAUAGAUCUACGAAAUUUUAAUCCAAAUUCAGAUGCUAUGGCUAAUGCAAUUAAUGUUUACAUGAUGCCAGUUGUUAUUGAGUAUUCUCGUACGCAGCUCCCUAAAAAAUUACCACCCAAUAUUCAAAAAACAGAGGAGAUCUUGCUUCGUGAAUGUAACUGGAAACUGAAUGGCAUUAGUUAUUCUCAAACAGCAUUGUCUGACACAGAAAGAGCCGUGAAGAGUUCUACUCACGCAAAAGCAGGACGAGUUGCUGCAUCCUCGAAACGAGAACGAAUUGCUAUGGAGCGUUUGCGUAUUAACGCUACUCUUUAUAAGCACAGUCCCGUAAUAGAAGUGAUCUCAGUGCCAUCAGCUGCAGAGGACAUGAAUCAUAUGAACGGUGAAAGCAGUGGCAUGACUACAUCGCAACGGCCACGAGUGCAGCGUGGACGGAAAAAGAAUAAUCAUGAAACAACUGGUAUGCAACAACCAUCCAACAAAAUCCCUCGAAAAGACGGAUUUGUAACGAAUGCAAAUUCCUCUAAUAUGAAUCAGGUAUAA